Molecule: messenger RNA, 818 nt
Organism: Tricharina praecox
Lineage: Eukaryota; Fungi; Ascomycota; Pezizomycetes; Pezizales; Pyronemataceae
Product: methionine-R-sulfoxide reductase B2
Exons: 2
Coding region: 119-667 (182 amino acids)
Biological process (GO): response to oxidative stress; protein repair
Molecular function (GO): peptide-methionine (R)-S-oxide reductase activity
Source: RefSeq, a predicted model, not a curated record
AUCUGCUCCACCAUAAGCCCCACGUUACUCUACGAUACAAAUACUUAGGCAGGCGUACUCAACAUCGCACCAAAGGCAGAGAGAGUAACUCCGACUCGAAUAUAUAUAUCCCACGCCGAUGCACUCUUUUGUAACCCGUCGUCUUCUACACUACCGAAGCAUCCGCCCCAUCAUCACCAUCAAUACUAGCACUCGCUUCCUUCCUACAUCCAUGGGCACCAACAUGUCCACCUCCGCCCCCGACACCUCCAGCUUCCCCGUUCAAAAGUCAUCGAGCGAAUGGCGCGCCAUACUCUCUCCCGAGCAGUUCCGGAUUCUCCGUGAGAAGGGGACCGAGCCCCCCGGGAGCGGAGACUACAACCACCACAAAGCUUCCUCCGGAGUCUAUAACUGCGCCGGCUGCGACACCCCGCUGUACAAAGUCACCACCAAGUUCUCGAGUGGAUGCGGGUGGCCGGCGUUCUUUGAGGGUAUUCCGGGAGCGAUCGUGAGGAAGGAGGAUGGCAUGUACGGGAUGAGACGCACAGAGAUUAUGUGUGCGAACUGUGGAGGGCAUCUUGGACAUGUCUUCAAGGGAGAGGGAUUCGAUACACCGACGGACGAGAGGCAUUGCGUCAACAGUGUCAGCUUGAAGUUUAAGGACGACGGUGGGGAGGGGAAACUUUGAGAUGGGAUCACUUGCGGCGCUUAGACUGUAGUUAGCAGUAGCGGCAACAUCGACGGACUCGCGGAUCAAUACUUAUACUUUUGAUGGCCAGCAAACUGUGAUGCUCCUCUCCUAAACCCCCACCUCCAAUUAUCUACAUGCUAGGCGUGUC